Messenger RNA from Teleopsis dalmanni, 1504 nucleotides. RefSeq names its product adenosine deaminase 2 (gene Adgf-D). Gene Ontology annotation, molecular function: adenosine deaminase activity. NCBI's taxonomy places the organism in Eukaryota, Metazoa, Arthropoda, Insecta, Diptera, Diopsidae. Gene Ontology annotation, biological process: inosine biosynthetic process; adenosine catabolic process. The transcript is spliced from 8 exons. The coding region runs from base 5 to 1504 and encodes 499 amino acids. The record is from RefSeq and is a predicted model, not a curated record.
UAAAAUGAAGAAGUUAAGAGUUUUGGUGUUUAUAUUUUUAUUGAUGAACCUAAGCGAAUCUAUGGAAUUAUCUUAUGAAACACUGCGUGAAAAAAUUAUAGAAACGGAACUAAAAUCAUCACUCGGCGGCAGCCUUUGGUUAACCUCAGCCGAAGAAAAAGCCAACUCUAUACUUAUGAAUGCCAAAAGACAGGAGAUAUCUGAUGGUGCCAAAAAUCCUGAAAAGUAUCCACCUGCAAUUCAUUUUUUCCAAGGAAAGCAAUAUUUACGCCAGAGUGAAGUUUUUCGUAUUCUACAAAAAAUGCCCAAAGGUGCAUUUCUUCAUGGACACAACAUUGGCAUGGUCAGUUCAAAAUGGAUUAUUAGCAAUUUAACCACAUCGAAUAAUUUAUAUACAUGUCGAAAUGUUAAUGGAUUGUUGAUUUUUACUUACGAUCAAUCGAAAUGCCAUAGUGAGACCCAAAAUGUUUGCCUGGAACGUGUAAACGCUGAAGAUAAACGUCUUUAUGAACGACAAUUGGAAAAACACAUUAAUAUGUAUACCAUGCAUCCAGAAUCUUUGAUAAGUGACACUAAAAAGAUUUGGGAAAGGUUCGACAAUAUCUUUGUAACACUUGAAAAUUUUUUGAAAUAUAUGCCUACCUACUGUGCCUACCACAAGCGAUUAUUGGAAGAAUUGUGCGAGGAUAACAUUAUAUAUGCUGAGAUAAGAACCUCAUUGGCUCCGCUUUAUGGAGACAAUAAUCAUACAUAUAAUACACUAGAAGUAGCUAACGAACUGGAACGUAUUGUAGAAGGUUUCAAAGCAAGGCAUCCAGACUUUGUAGGUGUUAAAAUUAUCUAUUCAAAACCAAAUAAAGCUACAGUAGACGAAAUGGCACAACGAUUUGUAACUUUUAAACAAUUACACGAUGCUAAACCUAAUUUCAUCAUUGGUUUCGAUUUAAUUGGAAAUGAAGACCUAGGUGAUCCAUUGCACAAAUUUGUCAAUGAACUGAAUGAUAUGCCACCCACUGCAAACUUUUUCUUUCACGCCGGUGAAACGAAUUGGCAUGGAAAAACUGAUUGGAAUCUAGUGGAUGCAUUACUUUUAAAUACUAAACGUAUUGGUCACGGCUUUGCGGUGGCAAAACAUCCACAAUUAUGGUCAACAAUCAAAAAACGAAAUAUAGCAAUUGAAGUUAAUCCAUUAGCGAAUCAAAUAAUGGGUUACGUAUGGGAUUUAAGGAAUCAUCCUGCCGCAUUUCUAAUUUCAGAAAAUUUUCCUAUCAUUAUUUCAGCCGAUUAUCCAGGCGUUUGGAAUGCUAAAGGCUUAAGUUAUGACUUCUAUUAUGCAUUUAUGUCUUUAGCACCAGCUGAAGCUGAUUUAAGAUUUCUGAAACAAUUGGCACUUAAUUCUAUAAAGUAUUCAGUAUUAACAUCAGAGGAGCGUCGUAAAAUCAAUCGAGUAUUUAAAAAGAAAUGGGAUGAAUUUAUUUACAAUGUUGUUAACUUAAAAUUUUAA